This is a messenger RNA of Moneuplotes crassus, 1222 nucleotides long. The record is from the annotation of a GenBank genome assembly. NCBI's taxonomy places the organism in Eukaryota, Ciliophora, Spirotrichea, Euplotida, Euplotidae.
GUUCAGAACAAGUGCUUCAUCCAACAUGAGUCAGAAUAGUGUUCAAUCUACCGGAGCAAGUGGAGGAGGCAACUAUAGAAAAGUCUUCAAACCUAAUUUCGGAGAUGAUAGUGGACCUUCUACUCAUUCUGCAAGAACUGCAAUGAGGCAGAAUUCUAACAGUUAUGGGCAAGAUCCUGGAAAACCUCUAGUGAAGAAUAGACUUCCAAAGAAAGCUCCUUAUAAUUAUAGAGGAAUGAGUAGAGGUGAAGAAGACUCUGAGUAUCAUCCCACUGAAAGAAAAUCAGGCAUGAGAUCAAGUAGAAUCUCAGAUUCAAGGGAGAGGACCAAGCCAAAUAUUGGAUCAAUGAGAGGAGGAGUUAAUAAUGCUUCAAGAGCAAGCCAGGAACCUAAGAAUAGCUAUGGAGCUCCUAAACCAAAGCCUGCUCGUGGUCCUCCAAAGCCUGCUCGUGGACCUCCAAAGUUAAGUCAAGGUCCUACUAAACCAACCCGAGGUCCUACUAAACCAACCCGAGGUUCUACUAAGCCAACCCGAGGUCCUUCAAAGCCUAGUUAUGGGGCCCCAAAACAAAGCUAUGGUGAUACAUCACCUUCUAUCCCAACAACAAUUGGAGGAAUGUCACAUGAUGAGGAUACUGGAGUAAGAGGCGGAGGAAAGAGAGCUGCUGAUAUCUACAAUGGUGAUUUCGGUGAUGAAGCUUAUGAAAGACCCCAAGCACUAAAGCCAUGUCCAAGCUGAGGUAAAACUUUUAAUCCAGAAUCCCUUGCUAAGCAUAAGAAGGUUUGUCAAAAAGUGUUCCAGUCAAAGGCCAAGAAAUUUGAUACUUCGAAGCAGAGAUUAAUUGAUGGAGAACAUAAGGAGAUAAUGAGAGAUAGAAAGAGAGAAGAAAGAAAAUUUGGAGGUCUCAAAUCAAAAACAAAAAGAUCAGCAGCUAUGCCAGGCUCUAAGAAAUCUAAAUGGGCAAAACAGAGUAAUGCAUUCAGAAAUGCAAUGAGAGCAGCAAGGGGAGCCAAACCGUUAAAUGAAGGAUUUGGAGGAGAUCCUGGAGCCUUUGGAGGUGCUCCAGAUGAGGAUGACGAUUUGGUUCGUUGACCAACAUGUAAUAGAACUUUUAACGAAAAUGCAGCAAAAAGACAUAUUAUUAGCUGAGCUGAGAGAGCCAAACAAGCAGCAAUGAGAGCAGGACCUCCUCGUAAGAAGCCAAUGGGAAAAUUUAGAUAA